CCCAAGUCCCAACGCCUUCGGGCCUUCCUUCUUCUGUUUCUGUCCUCAGAUCACCACCCACCAUGAGUCCAUGACCACCAUGUCUUCAGGUCAACACCCCACCAACAUCACAUUCUUUCCAAUCACUGAAAACACCUUAGUUCAAUUAAAAAUUCAGAUCAUGGAAGACAUUCAAGUUUGAGUAAUCAAGGUUGAUCAAUGUAAUGCGUGGGUACUCUUUUUCCUCUGUUCAUGGAUUAUUGAUGACCGAAAAAGGCAAAACGAAGUGGCAGAUUUGCAGCGAAGGCAAUCUGAGCAUGCUGCUGCUAUAUCUAUGUAGACUACCAGGUGUUAUUAUGUAUUCAACUGUGGUUCUUGAAAUCAUGGAUUACUUGGUAGUUACAUAUUUUGUUCUUUUCAAGUGUCGUCGUUCUUACACCCGAAUGCACACCAGUUUGGUGGCAUUACCAUGUCUGGCAACACUGAGUUUAGGAGUAAGGAUCAUCAUUGUUGCAGCUGGUGGGAGACAUUCUUUAACUGUCAGAUAUAGGACAGGCGUGGGGUUGGGUCUAUUGGAGGAGAAAGGCAACUAGGUUUGGGAUCACGGAUCCUUAUGACAAAGGGGUCUCCUCAAUUGUUCCACAUGGAAGCAUGAGCUCUGACAUACCUAAUUACGAUGUCCCCGACGCCGCUUACAUAACAGGUACACAUUUGAUUGUUAUUCAUGUUUACUGCACUGAAAAGCAUAAAAUUUCUUCCUCUUUAGUUUAUCCUGGAGGUGGGAGGAGAAUUCCACCUCUUUUUAAAGUGUGUUCUUUUACAAAGCUCGGAAUACAUGCCAGACUAAUUGCAAUCAGGUUCUGGAGUGACUGGCAGUGGUGGAUGAGUGGAAGAAGGCUUAUGGACAAGUACCCUAGGUUGCAAAAGUCCUUUCUAUUUUAUACCGGCUGUCUCUAGAAAUUUUGAGUUCAACCCAAGUAACACGUGCAGUGCACGUGCGCAAAGUCUACAAUAUUCCAUCUAUAUGGGUAGGUGAUAACCGGAACAAAGAGAACUUGAUUAGAUAGGUUGGUUGGCAUGUAUAGUUGCUAGUUUAAUUAUAAAAAGGGGAAUUUUGGUUGACAAAGGGAGAUAUAAAAUUUAGAAACCCACUCGAGAGUUCAAGUUGCUUAUUUCUCUUUCUUUUCUUACUGAAACACACAUAAAAUCAAAUCUAACACAAACUUUUUAGAUCACUUUUUCCAUAUUUGCAUGGCCGCUAAUUUGAAGAAUCCAGGAGGGUUUUUGAUCAGUUCAGCCAAGAAAUUUGUUCAUCAGAUCUGGAGUAACAAUCCUUCAUCACCUUCCACUACCAUUUUCUGGAGGAGGUCGUACGUAGCGGGAUCAGUGUAUGACAAGAACGUGGAUGACCAGGUUCGUCCAACUGUAGAACCAGAGGGUGUUGUCGAGGCUUCGGCAGACAAGUACUGGGGACCGAAUCCGCGCACAGGAGUUUUUGGGCCGGCAAGUCAGGAAGGUGGCAAUGAGGGCAUCAAGCUGCAACAAGGAAAUGGUGGUGGUGAGAGUGCUGAAUCGGUGUUGGGACAGAAGGCGAGGUUUCGAUCACUUGAGGACAUUGAGAAGCCCCAAGCAAAUUAGCUCAUCUUAAUUAUGUUUAAGACUUUAAGUAAUACAAAAAUGAGAUCAAAGAAGUCUUAAGAAGGAUGAUUAAUAUAUGUAAUGUAAUGUAUCCUUGCUUAAUAUUAGUAAAGAUUGUCAUAAGGUCAUAAUGGGUUCUUCUGCCCAUCUUAACCACCGGUAAAAGGGUAUUCAUAUUGUCAUCACUAGUAUUUGGCACGUGCAUACGCACGUUCAAACAGCUCAAAUUACUAUUAUAUCCAUCACGUUUG
This is a messenger RNA of Papaver somniferum (opium poppy), 1868 nucleotides long. RefSeq lists its product as uncharacterized. Lineage: Eukaryota; Viridiplantae; Streptophyta; Magnoliopsida; Ranunculales; Papaveraceae. The coding region runs from base 204 to 572 and encodes 122 amino acids. The transcript is spliced from 5 exons. The record is from RefSeq and is a predicted model, not a curated record.